This is a messenger RNA of Oldenlandia corymbosa var. corymbosa, 1785 nucleotides long. The record is from the annotation of a GenBank genome assembly. NCBI's taxonomy places the organism in Eukaryota, Viridiplantae, Streptophyta, Magnoliopsida, Gentianales, Rubiaceae.
AUGGCGUUCCAGGCUAAGAAACUCAUCAACGACCCUAACGAUGUGGUGACCGAGUUUAUUGAAGGUCUUGUUGAAACAUACCCUGGUUUGCAAUAUUUGGAUGGAUUUCCAGAGGUUAAGGUGGUGCUAAGAGCUGAUGUGUCAGCAGCUACAUAUGAUAAAGUUGCCGUCAUCUCAGGAGGGGGAAGUGGUCACGAGCCAGCUCAUGCAGGAUUUGUGGGAGAAGGGAUGCUAACAGCUGCCAUUUGCGGAGAUGUUUUUGCCUCUCCGCCUGUUGACUCAAUUCUAGCGGGCAUUCGAGCUGUUACUGGCCAUAUGGGAUGCCUUUUGAUUGUUAAGAAUUACACUGGAGAUAGGUUGAACUUUGGUUUGGCUGCUGAGCAAGCAAAAUCUGAAGGUUACAAAGUAGAGAUGGUUAUUGUUGGUGAUGAUUGUGCUUUGCCUCCCCCAAGAGGAAUUGCUGGAAGAAGGGGUUUGGCUGGGACCAUUUUUGUUCAUAAGGUCGCCGGAGCAGCAGCAGCUUCUGGUCUCUCUCUUUCUGAGGUUGCUGCUGAAGCAAAGAAAGCAUCAGAAGUGAUUGGCACAAUGGGUGUUGCAUUGUCUGUCUGCACUCUGCCAGGUCAAGUUACAUCAGAUCGUUUAGGUCCUGGCAAAAUGGAGCUUGGACUUGGGAUUCAUGGAGAACCUGGCGCUGCUGUUGCUGACCUUCAGCCUGUGGAUGUGAUAGUUUCUCAUGUUCUGCAGCAGAUAUUGUCACCGGAGACUGAAUAUGUUCCUAUUACUCGAGGAAGUAGAGUUGUGCUGAUGAUCAAUGGAUUAGGGGCGACUCCUGCUAUGGAAUUGAUGAUUGUAGCUGGGAAGGCAGUGCCUCGGUUACAGCUAGAACAUGGACUAGCUGUUGAUAGGGUGUAUACAGGCUCAUUUAUGACUUCCCUUGACAUGGCAGGAUUUUCAAUUUCGGUAAUGAAAUCUAAUGAGGAAAUUCUGCACCGCUUGGAUGCUCCUACGAAGGCGCCCUGUUGGCCUGUUGGAGCUGAUGGUAAUCGUCCACCUGCCAAGAUUCCUGUCCCUCUUCCACCAUCACUUUCAGUCAAGAAUGAUGAGACACUGAGUCGGCCCGAACAGUUGAAUUCUGUGGGUUAUCUUCUCGAGGUGGCUAUUGAAGCAGCAGUUGCUGCACUUGUCAAUAUAAAGGACAGCUUGAAUGAAUGGGAUAGCAAAGUGGGUGAUGGAGAUUGUGGUUCCACAAUGUUUAGGGGUGCAACCGCAAUACUGGAAGACAUGAAAAAGUAUUAUCCCCUCAAUGACCCUGCUGAAACAGUUAAUGAAAUAGGAUCUUCCGUUCGAAGAGUGAUGGGGGGAACAAGUGGUAUCUUAUAUGACAUAUUUUUCAAGGCCGCAUAUGCACACUUGAAGGCAACCGGAAAAUCAGAUAUCUCACCACUGCAUUGGGCUGGUGCUCUUGAAGCUGCCAUUGCUGCAGUCAGUAAAUAUGGAGGAGCCAGUGCAGGUUACCGCACCUUGUUGGAUGCUCUGAUCCCAGCUUCGACAGUUCUUAAUGAGAGGUUAGCUGCUGGGGAUGAUCCAGUGGAAGCAUUUGUCGGUUCUGCUGAAGCAGCUGUGGCUGGAGCGGAGUCAACUAAGAACAUGCAAGCUCAGGCUGGUCGUUCAUCAUAUGUCUCUGCAGAGAUUCUUUCCUCCGUCCCAGAUCCGGGCGCAAUGGCUGCAGCUUCAUGGUAUAGUGCAGCGGCCUUAUCUGUGAAGGGCAAGUACCGAGCCUCAUAG